Molecule: messenger RNA, 753 nt
Organism: Paracoccidioides brasiliensis Pb18
Exons: 2
Coding region: 1-753 (250 amino acids)
Cellular component (GO): nucleus
Source: RefSeq, a predicted model, not a curated record
AUGUCCUCCGGCUUUGUCAGUGGAGGCACCAUUGAUGACCCAACCAAAAGGGACGAUGAGUGGGUGAAAGCCCAGCAGGAACUUGAAGCAGAGCGGAGAAGAAAGGCCGAGGAGGCCAAGCAAGAUGGUGGGAAAAGUCUUUAUGAGAUUCUACAACGGAAUAAGGCGGCCAAACAGGAAGCUUUCGAGGAGUCCAUUAAACUCAAGAAUCAGUUUCGUGCGCUUGAUGAGGAUGAAGUGGAAUUCCUAGAUUCGGUACUGGAGUUGACGAGGGCCCAAGAGGAAGCUUUGAAACGGGAAACAAGAGAACAAUUAGAAAUUUUUCACCGUCAGCGCCAGGAGGCAGAAAAGGUCUUGGUUGACAUCACCACCUCCAAUUCGAACGGCGUAGGUACAGGUGCGGUGCCAACUCUAGAUGAAGAACAAUGGGUCAUCAGUGCCAGGAAACGGAGGAGGGCCAAGGACAAGGACAUUUUUCCAGGUGUCAAGCGGAAGAAAAGUUCAUCUACGGACGCCAAAUCAUCUGCCAUCAACAAAGCGCAGCUAGAAGAACUUGGCAAGCAAUCGCAGUCGCCUCCCAGUUCAGCUAGUAUGUUAAUGGGAAUAGAGAAGCCCGAGAUCACCGAGAAAACGGAAGAACCCGAAAAGUCCGAAAAGACGGAGACAACGAAGGUUCACGACAUCGCAGCUGGUUCAGACACACCCAUCUCAUCUGUGCUUGGAUUGGGCGCCUACAGUUCAGACGGUGAUUGA